Prinia subflava (tawny-flanked prinia) is the source of this 2057-nucleotide messenger RNA. RefSeq names its product FAM20B glycosaminoglycan xylosylkinase (gene FAM20B). Gene Ontology annotation, biological process: proteoglycan biosynthetic process. The coding region runs from base 241 to 1470 and encodes 409 amino acids. NCBI's taxonomy places the organism in Eukaryota, Metazoa, Chordata, Aves, Passeriformes, Cisticolidae. Gene Ontology annotation, cellular component: Golgi apparatus. The record is from RefSeq and is a predicted model, not a curated record. The transcript is spliced from 8 exons. Gene Ontology annotation, molecular function: phosphotransferase activity, alcohol group as acceptor.
CGGGAGCGGGGAGCUGGGCGGCACCAUGUUGUGGAGCUGGCGGGGGCCGGCGGCGGCCGGGCCAUGGCGGGCGGGCGGCGGGCGCGGGGUACCAGGAGAUGCUUCAGUGGUGAGACACCUUUUACAAUGCAAGUUAGGCAUGAAAUUCAUCAACUAACAUCCCCUUCCUCACCCUGAUCUCCAACAGACUUCCCGUAACGCUUGGAAGAAAGGGGCAGGGGAGAAGGGCUGAAGGGCACCAUGAAGCUGAAGCAGCGAGUCGUGCUGUUGGCCAUCCUCCUCGUCAUCUUCAUUUUCACCAAGGUUUUCCUCCUCGACAACCUGGACACGUCGGCCGCCAACCGCGAGGACCAGCGCGCGUUCCAGCGCAUGCUGUCGGGGCUGCGCGUGGCGCUGGAGCCGCGCCUGGAGCACACGCUGCAGUCGCCCUGGGAGAUCGCCGCGCAGUGGGUGGUGCCCCGCGAGGUGUACCCCGAGGACACCCCCGAGCUGGGCGCCGUCAUGCACGCCAUGACCACCAAGAGGAUCAUCAAAGCUGACGUGGGAUACAAGGGGACGCAGCUGAAGGCUCUGCUGAUACUCGAAGGGGGGCAGAAGGUCGUCUUCAAGCCCAAGAGAUAUGCCAGGGAUUAUGUAGUGGAAGGAGAACCCUAUGCUGGCUACGACAGACACAACGCAGAAGUGGCAGCCUUUCACUUGGAUAGAAUCCUGGGUUUCCGCCGGGCCCCGCUGGUGGUUGGCAGGUUUGUGAAUCUGCGCACAGAGAUCAAACCAGUGGCCACCGAGCAGCUCCUGGGCACCUUCAUGACUGUGGGCAAUAACACCUGCUUCUACGGGAAGUGCUACUACUGUCGGGAAACAGAGCCAGCGUGUGCGGACGGGGACGUCAUGGAGGGCUCGGUGACCCUGUGGCUGCCGGACGUUUGGCCCCUCCAGAAGCACCGGCACCCCUGGGGCAGGACCUACCGGGAGGGCAAACUGGCCAGGUGGGAGUACGACGAGAGCUACUGCGACGCCGUGAAGAAAACGUCUCCGUACGACUCGGGCCCGCGCCUGCUGGACAUCAUCGACACGGCCGUGUUCGACUACCUGAUCGGCAACGCCGACCGGCACCACUACGAGAGCUUCCAGGACGACGAGGGGGCCAGCAUGCUCAUCCUGCUGGACAACGCCAAGAGCUUUGGAAACCCUGCCCUGGAUGAAAGAAGCAUCUUGGCUCCUCUCUAUCAGUGCUGCAUCAUCCGGGUCUCUACCUGGAACAGGCUGAACUACCUGAAGAACGGCGUCCUGAAGUCUGCCUUAAAAACCGCCAUGUCGCACGACCCCAUCGCGCCUGUGCUCUCCGAGCCUCACCUGGACGCCCUGGACCAGCGCCUCCUCAGCAUCCUGGCCACAGUGAAGCAGUGCACGGACCAGUUUGGGCCAGAUGUUGUGCUGGUGGAAGACAGGAUGACCCUGUCUCACCUGUAAUCGUAGCGGAACACGAGCUGAAACUCCCGUUUCUAAAAACGAACAAACAAAAAAGGCGAUAGAAAAACAGCACAAUCAGUUCAGAAGGGCUGUGGCCAAGAUGGACUGACAUGAACAGGAAAGCUCCCGAGCCAGAGGAAGGGAGGUGACACUGGCUUUUUCUUUGGGCUGGCAGCAGUGAGAGGCGGGAAGGGGCCCUCGGUGGCUCAGCCCCCGCGGUGGCGUCGUGGCCGCUGUGGCGUGUCCAUUGCCGGCAGUGGGCAGUGCAGUGGAACACACAGCUCCUUUGUGGACUCAGUCUGGAGGGGACAGACAGAGAUGAACAGUACAGUCCUCUCCUCUUCCCCCAUGCUCUGGCAAGUUUGUCUGAUUCAGGGUUGUACACAAUCAGCUCUGAGCUGGUUGGGCAUUUUACUGCUUCUCUACAGAACGAGCAAGGGGCAAAUAAAAUAACUAUUAGACUGAAGAGUUGUGCCACCCCCCCAGGGUGGGAUGUUCUUCUGAUUGUCUGAGGGAUGGGAGAGGGGACUUCUGCUGCUCACUUGGCUUUUCCUUGAUAAAAGGCUGGGAAAGGGGGUUGCCUCAUA